UUUUAUACAGUGUAAGGCACUGAGUGUGGAGGGGAGGUGGAAACUACAGUAGAAUAUUGUUAUUCCGCCCAUACACAGUGAGGACGUCAGCAGGCUGUCUGCAUCAGCACCAUGGAGCAGAGAGGGCAUCAUUAGUUUCCAUGGCAACACUGACAUAGCAAGUGACGCAGGCGUGAUAGAGAGAGAAAGGUGAAUGGGUUGAGGGAGAAGAGGAGGCUGUUAGCGACCGCAGUGCAGGUUGUGUAGGUGGUCGGAGGAGGUGUUACAGUGCGUGAGUGAUGUGGUUGAGAGGCAGAAAUCAAUGUUGAUUCUAUAAGCACAGAGGCUCUAUCAUGAAUGAGAGAAAGGUUCUGCUUUCUCCACCCUAUGGAGAGCACAUUAUCUCCAUUAUGCCAGCUCAGAGCCACAUAGGGUGCAGUAUCCAGAAUGUGUGAGUCAUUUCGCAACCCGAGGGUGUGGACCACAGAGUGCGCCGAGAAUUUAAAAAGAAAAAAGGAGCUGUUCCUGUAAGGCGAUAUUAGAUUAGCUCUGCCUUCUUAACAACAGUCUGGGGGGGAAAAAAAGGGUUUGUCCUCUAAACUCAGGUGAUGGAGUGUGUCAGAGGUUGUGUAACCUUUCAAUUCCUCCUCCCUCAGCCAGAGAACUGUCCUUUGACUUUAACUCUCUUGGGAGAAGCUAACUGGGUAUGUAUGUUCAGCAACGCCCUGUGUCACACUCACGCUGUUACAGUACAUACAUUCACACCUGGGAGCAGCCCAGUAAAACCACUCAGCAGCUCUACUGGAGCAGCUGGUUUGGGGGUUGCAUGUUCAUUAAUGGGCUGUCUCAACAGUUCUCUUUUUUUUUUAAUUCACUUUAGCCGCCCACUUAUAAAACGUCCUCUCUAACCCUUAAUAUGCAAAUGCAGUGCAGAUGCUCAGUUUUCAUUUACAGCACACAUGUGGCUUGAAUUACAUCAUAUUGCAUUAAAACACUCGGAUUAAAAGGAUCAGUUUUCAUGUUCUCCUGUCGGCUUUCCAAAACUGUCUUGUGGUGCAAGGUGAAAAAAUACAAAAUUCAUGAGUUCUCUUUGUUUCUGUGUAUGGAUGCAUGCCCAUACAGUAGAUGGCAGUGUGAGCCAUCCAGAUCUGGUGUGUCAUUUCCUUUCAGCUCUGAGCCAGAAGAAGAGAGCAGCAAGCGUAGACAAUCCUGGGAUUCUUGUUUGGGAUAUUUGAUCCCCUUACUGUAAAUCUAUGACCAUUCCUUUCAUAACAACCAAGGAUAAUGGCCAAUAAGAAGAAAGUAAUAGUAACAGGUUUUGAGCCUUUUGGUGAGCAUGCAGUGAACUCAAGCUGGGUGGCAGUGCAGGAACUGGAGCGAUUAGGGCUGGGUGAAGCAGUAGAUCUUCAUGUGUGUGAGGUGCCCGUUGAAUACCAGGCUGUACAGAGCCUACUGCCAUCACUGUGGAAAGAGCACCAGCCACAGUUAGUGGUCCAUGUCGGUGUUUCUGGGUUAGCCACCACUGUCACUCUGGAGCAGUGCGGCCACAACAACGGUUACAAACGUCCGGACAACUGCAGCUUCUGCCCAACUUCCCAGUGUUGCAUAGAGAAUGGCCCCGACUGCAUACACUCGGUCCUGGACAUGGAUUCUGUCUGCAAAAGGGUCAAUGACUCUGGCCUCGGGGUCACUCUCUCUGUGUCUAAGGAUGCUGGAAGGUAUCUGUGUGACUACACCUACUACACCUCUCUGCACCUGGGGCACGGCCGCUCUGCCUUCAUCCAUGUGCCUCCACUGGGGAAACCCUACAACAGCCAGGAGCUGGCGAGAGCUCUUCAGGCCGCUGUACAGGAGAUGCUGAAACAGCUGGAACUGGAUCACGAACACAACGAGUGCUGCAAUCACAAGCAUCAAGACGGGCAUGACCACUAAUGACCGACUCUGAGUAGGCUCGUAGAAUAAAUUCACCAAAAUGAACGGCUGGCUUUAAUACAAGCUUUAAUCAACUACUGAGGCAAGUUAAAUGAUAAUUGAUUAAGGUGUGGUGCUCAAAAGAUUAAAAAACUUGUGACUCAUAGUGCAGGUAGUGAUCAGUCAGUCCAUUAGCUACAGGAUUGAAUGCCAUUAUGGUGAAUGCCAUUUGGUGCUAUUAACUGUAAUAUCAGUGACAUGUGUUGUAUCUCAAACAUAUUGAAGGUUUUACAGAUUGCAGCACCCUGAUUACAGCAUCUGUUUAUUGAAGACCUGGUCUGGGUCCUUGCAUGUGUAGGUUUGAAUGUGUGUGCAGGAGUAGUGGGCAGCUGUGAGUGUUACUCAUGUCCUUACAAGCGUGCUUCCAAAAGACUGUGGAAACUUUACACUUAUGGGCAUAUUAACAUUGUAUCAUGUGAAAAGGGAGAUUUAUGAGACUAUAUGAACAUGGAAUUAGUAGUAAUAAGAAGGUAGUAGCUAAAACUACAAGCUAUGUAUGGCAACACACUGUGGGAACGUUUACGGUUUCACUUACUUGCAUUACACUCACUUUUUGAGCCACAUCCUUCCACUGUCACCUGUGAGUCUGUCCUCCCUCUCUCUCUUCUCACAAGUCUCACAAAUCGUCUUGGUAUGCUUCGGUUGUUGUCUUGGAAUUAUGAUGUCAUUCCCUUGUGUUGCUUGUAUUUGCACCAGAAAAAUGUGAUGACUUUGAAAUGACGGGAACCUAAAGAGAUUUUAAGAUUCACACACACUAAUUAUUGAUCGUUUAUCUCAGGGAAUAUAUUGCACAUGCAAUCAGUAUUAAAGGUCCAGUGUGUAACAUUCAGGAGGAUCUAUUGGCAGUAAUGGAAUAUAAUAUGCAUGAUGAGCCUUUUAUAUAUACCGAGGCCACGGGUCGCCUUCCAUGGAGUCCGCCAUGUUGAAUCGCAUGUUUCACUGGUUCUAGGGUGAAGUGAGGGAAAUGCAAAUACAGAGCAGAUGCCACUAAAUCCUACACACUGGACCUUUAAAUUAUGUUAUAAAUAAAAUAAGUGUGUCUGUCCUAUGUAUGUAGUGCAGUUGUGCAAGGCAAAGCCAGCGUAAAGCUGUGUAUAAUUAAAACACGUUACACAGUUA
Molecule: messenger RNA, 3069 nt
Organism: Morone saxatilis (striped sea-bass)
Lineage: Eukaryota; Metazoa; Chordata; Actinopteri; Moronidae
Product: pyroglutamyl-peptidase 1-like
Exons: 5
Coding region: 1264-1911 (215 amino acids)
Biological process (GO): proteolysis
Cellular component (GO): cytosol
Molecular function (GO): pyroglutamyl-peptidase activity
Source: RefSeq, a predicted model, not a curated record